AUGGCGACGGAAGCGGUUCAAAAUGUGGUCGUGGUCGGGGCGGCGUCGGGGGGGCUCAGCGUCGUGCAGAGUCUGAGCAAGCUCUUGCCCGCCUCGCACCGAAUCGUGCUGAUCGAAGCGAACCCGGUGGCGUUUUGGAGCAUUGCAGCGCUGCGGGCUGCCGUGCUUCCCGGUUUCGAGCCUCAGGUCGUCCACGAUCUCUCGACUUCCUCGAUUUUCGGCGCCAACAACACGCGACAUGUGGUGCUGGCUGGUACGCGAGUAGUCGACCUGCAAGAGGACCACAUUGUUGUCGAUCGCGACGUCAGCAGUCUGCUCUCUGGUUGCGAAAGAGAGGCUAAUGGAGGCAGCAAGAUACCAGUGGAUAGAGUGGUGUUGGCCGUAGGAGCGCGAUCGGUGUUCCCUACGCGCCUUGAGGGGGGUGCAAAGACGAAGCAGGACGUCAUGGAGCAGUUUGCUCGCAUGCAGAGUGAUCUAGCUGCGGCACACGAGAUUCUGGUGCUAGGCGGUGGCCCCACGGGUGUCGAGUUUGCCGGUGAACUGCUUGACGUGCAUCCGAAUAAGAAGGUCACGCUCGUCACCCGUGGUUCCGGCCUCGUCACUCGAGGCAACGACCGCCUCGGCGGUGUCAGCAACAAACUCAUCGCCCAGCUCACCGCCAAAGGCGUACGUCUCAUCUUCAAAGAUUCCGUCCCCCUCGAAAGACCAACCACUGGCCCCUUACCCACUCUGCAGACCUUCACCACGCUCAAUGGCGAAAGCAUCACCGCAGACUACAUCGUGUUCGCAUCCGGCGGCAAACCCGACACGGGUUGGAUCGCCGCCAUCGACCCGACCAUCGUCGACCCCGCCACGGGGCUGCUCACCGUGGACCCGACCUUCUCCAUCUGCUCGCCCGACGCCUCGUCCCGCACACGCUGGUGGCGCUACUACUCCGUCGGAGACUCCGCCAAUACUCCUGGACCCAAAGUCAGCUACAUGGCCAGCCAGCACGCUCCUCUGCUUGCGCACAACUUGGUCAGCGCCAUCAAAGGCAAUGGUGCGAAGCUGAAGCAUGCCUCCGACUCACCCGCGGAAAUGAUCAUGGUGAAUGUCGGUAAAGGCGGCGGCGCGGGUUAUUUGGCGUUCGUGACGGUGGGCGAGUGGAUAACGAGCUUGUUCAAGGGUCGAUCGUUGCAUGUUGCGAUGUUUCAUAAGUUCUUCAAGGCUUGA
This is a messenger RNA of Sporisorium graminicola, 1212 nucleotides long. RefSeq lists its product as uncharacterized. Bases 1 to 1212 code for a protein of 403 amino acids. Gene Ontology annotation, cellular component: cytoplasm. The record is from RefSeq and is a predicted model, not a curated record. NCBI's taxonomy places the organism in Eukaryota, Fungi, Basidiomycota, Ustilaginomycetes, Ustilaginales, Ustilaginaceae. The transcript has a single exon. Gene Ontology annotation, molecular function: electron-transferring-flavoprotein dehydrogenase activity; flavin adenine dinucleotide binding.